ACGCCGAAGUUCGCAAUCUUCCUUGUGAUUCUGUCAUCAAUUUGCAUAGUCGCCGUAACACUAGUUGUCUUUGUUUCCCACAACCGCAUCGCCAGCACGUGGUUACCCUCGGCGCAGGCCAUCCAACCCACUGUUCUCUUCGCAUUGUGUACCGGCGUCUUUAAUGCUUCCCAGGCGUACAUUCUGACGGCCGGGGUUACCGUCGUAUGGUGGCGGAGUGCGCUGCAUGGUACGACGCUCAGAAAUCUGCACUAUAUAUGGAAUAAGGGGGAGUGGAAGAGCGUGGAUGGGCUCGUUAGUGCGCUCUCAGCAAGCAGCCAAACUAGAUGGGUGAUGGCUGUGACUUGUAUCGUGGCUAUUGCAAGUAUUGCGGAUGGUCCUCUGCUGCAGCGGGCGACCAAGCCAGUGCUUGCCGAUUUCACCGUCAAGUAUGCUGGAAAUGCAUCCUUAGUAAGCUCCAUUGACGACGGCUGGACUGGAGGUGUCGAUCACACGGCUCCUGGAAGGGUCGCCGCCUCCAACGAUCUAGACAAGGCGUUACAAGAUUGGUACCUAAACAACACAAUUUCCACUAACAGCACCUGUCCCGGGACCUGUCUAGGUCGCAUCUUCGGCGCCGGAUUAGCGGUGAAUUGCUCUUCGACAGAGUCGUAUUUAGAUCUAAAUGCGACUGAAAAUGGAAAUACAACGCUCUUCCGAAUCAACUUUACGCGCACCGCAGAUGCCCUAGGUUCACCAAUGUUGGAUAUGCAGCUACAGUACGUGGAACAAAUUGACAAUCCAUGUAACGCAACCUUUGCCGUCGAAACCUGCAGCAUCCGCACUGCCAUCGUAGGGUAUGACGUUGUCCAACAAGAGGACGUCAUAAACCUUGACGCGGCUUUCUUUCCCGAAGUUGUCUCUCUCCACCCUUCUGCCAACGAUGCUAUCACUGCUGAGGAUAAGAUUUCCGCUGGCCCGCUCGCAGGGGUGGAAUACAUGGGUUAUUACUAUUUGCAAUCCAAUGCAACAUGGAAUCGUUACCCCGACAAUACAUCAGGCUUGGAGUAUGAUUAUGGCAUACUAGCCAAACAAUUCGCGGAUAAUUAUGCAGGCUAUGAUUGUGGGUACUCGUGGUUUAAUGCGACAGACUAUGUGCUGCGGUCUAUGCACGAGUUUAUGUUUCGUGCGGCAUAUUCUUUAACA
This is a messenger RNA of Lindgomyces ingoldianus, 1185 nucleotides long. RefSeq lists its product as uncharacterized. The transcript has a single exon. The record is from RefSeq and is a predicted model, not a curated record. Lineage: Eukaryota; Fungi; Ascomycota; Dothideomycetes; Pleosporales; Lindgomycetaceae. The annotation marks the transcript as partial.